Pogona vitticeps (central bearded dragon) is the source of this 574-nucleotide messenger RNA. NCBI's taxonomy places the organism in Eukaryota, Metazoa, Chordata, Lepidosauria, Squamata, Agamidae. The record is from RefSeq and is a predicted model, not a curated record.
AUGGCUACCCAAAACCUUAGAGAACUGCCAGUUGUCAGUCUGGAUGAGCUAAAAGUCUCAUCAGCAAAGGCUCCUGCCUUGGACCCCCGCCAACUUGAAAGCUGCCAACUCCUUGUUGUGUGUCCCCAGGUCCGAAGAGCCACCUUCCUGUUCCUGCUCUUCUUGCUGUGCUCCUUGACCGAUGCCAAGCAAAUGGUGCCAGCGUGCUGCCAUCAGAAAAGCUGCUCAUGUCGCAUCUUCGAGCUGCUCCAUGGAAUGGGCAACCACGCCGCUGGCAUCCUAACCCUUGGCAAGCGGGGCCGUGCCACAGCCAGGCAGGCCUUCCACAGCCAGCUCUACCGUCUCUUCCACGGCUCAGAGAACCAGGCUGCGGGGAUCCUCACCAUGGGCAGGAGGGCAGCGAGCGAGUGGGCAACGGAGCCCAAGGGGAAUGUCCGCAACAGCACUGCCCAUCUGGCACCAGUGCUAUGUGCUCCAGGGCCCAAUCCUGCUGGAGGCUACUUGGAAAAGGACUUGCCACCCGGACCAAAGACUGGUGCUGUUGAUUCCACUUACUAAGGUGUGUUCAAGGGGG